AUGCUUCGACGUCGUGCUGGGAAAGCCCUAGGGUCUUUGAGCAUACAUUCUACUACUUAUCGCAGACCCUGUUUGACGUACCCAUGCACCAUCCUCCCCCGAUACCAGAGCGACUGGAAGUCCGAUGAACGCGAAGCCCUCGAUAGGCAAGAUACCGAACAUGAAAAGAAAUCGCGACAGCCUCCCACUUCUGAUGCGAGAGUCACACUGGAUGUGAACUCGCUUGGGAAACCAGGAGAGAUCGUUGUCGUCUCCCCGCGGCGCCGUGCAGCACCCAGAAGAACCCACAAACCCAAGAAUAAAGACGCCGCUCAGAGCGGAGAGACGGUCAGCACCAUUCUAGGUGCACUCGAUGAAGAAGCCCUCGAUCCAAGUCAUAGCAUAAUCCACGAAAGCAUUGAAGCGAUUCGUGGGAGCCACGGAUUAAAACAAACGCUGCCGGCUAGUGAAUUCAAGGACAUGCUGUCUGAAUUGAAAUCAUCAUACAAAACUACUCAACUGUCGGACUACAUAGCGGAGUAUCGGCGGGAUCUCCGGGAUCGCCGUGGCUUUGAGAAGAAGGAGAUGUGGACAUGGAUCACUUCUAAACGAUCCACGCCAGAAGGGAUAAGGCAAUCGUGGAAACUUCAGCUUGCAGAAGUCAUUGUUCGCGAAUGCUGGGAGAUGGCCGUUGAUGGAGAGGUUGGUCGGUUAGACUUGCCUCUCUCGGCUCAGCAUAUGACAUUACUUGUUCAUGCCAAACACUUCUCAUUCCAUGAGCUGGCCAAUCUACACCAUUGCGGUAUCGAUCUCUCGCAAUCUUCAGACAUUAUAUCCAUAACCGGGAAACGAAUAGAUUGCGAGGCUGUUGCUGAAAUCAUUCGCGACACAACUACCAGAGCCCGUGAAGAGGAUGUUGGAAUCAACACUCACCUCAACGGCGAUGGGAACCAAAUAUUCACCCCUGGAUUUUUGGAAUGGGUCAACACCACAUAUGGAGUCCUUGUUGAGCACAGAUCCAACAAGCCUCCAGCCAAAAUCUACUAUCUUGCCGAAAACAAAUCGGGGGCUGAGAAUGCUCGCCGGACAUUGAAUCUGGCACUCUCCAACACCACUUCUCCAUCAACCCCCUUUUCUACCUACCUCCCUGCUUCAGAACUCGCCACUGUAUAUAGCUACAGACCAGAAGCGCACGCCUCGUGGUUUGAGCGGCAAAAAUCCUGGUUCCGAUGGGCUAUGUCCUCCACUCAGAAUGAAGAAGCGGAAUCUCUCGACACCCCUUUCUUCGACAAACACCAGACACGUCUCUCAGAUGAGCUACUGAAACUACUUCAAAAUACCCCACCCUCAGAAGUCAGCUCGGGGAAUCAUUUGCAUGAAACUGUUACAGCCACAUUUGGAAAAUGCCUAUUUAUGCAAAAGCCGUCCUUUGACGAUGCAUCUGUCAUGAGUCCCACUCAAUUAGGAAAAUUGUCUCUUCCGCGGAUCUUUACAAAGGAUGGUCCGCUCAUGACUCAGCUUAUGAAUGCACUUUGGCCUGUGCUUCCAAGGAAAGAGACCGAGUCAUAUCGAUUGCGAUUGAUCCCAACGUCCUCCUCACAUGACCUGCCUGAACUAGAGAUCGAGGUGGCCAUGGAACCUCAAGUUGAUGGUGAAAUCGCCAUUGAAAGUGUGAAGGCCAUUCAAAGCACUACGAGUGUGGACUAUCUGCUCCCAGAGAACAGCUUGGAUUUACGCUUUACACGAACAAUUUCUCAGGAUAUUUGGAAGGAACACUCACCUGAUACACAGGACAUGGAAUAUGCCCCCCGUAAGGUUCGUGUCGCACCGGGUGUCGAGGCAAUGCUCCAAAGCAUCAAGCAGCCCCUCCAGGGUCUCUUUGUUGCUGCCGAAUCUUCGAGUACGCAUGUUCCAUUUCCCCCAUUCUGCCAAAUAUCUCUUCCCUCAGAUCUCGCUCGACAAUUUGGCCUCCGAAAGGGCCAGAAGAACGCCAGUGAUUCAAGCCCAGAAGAAAAUGUCGCCGUGGAAUACAUGUUCCUUCCAUUGAGUGAUAUUCGUGGAGCGAUUGUCCAAAAGUAUGACAUCAAUGGCCGACCACUCCACUACCAGCAGUACGAUAGCGGGCCAUUCCUUGCUACCCGCGCAAACCAAGUCUCACUGCUCAUGUCUCUUCCGCCAAAUGGUGGCUUGGCCUCGGAGAAUGAUUCCCAGGAGGCUCUCAACCAGCAGUUCCAUGACUUUUACAAUACCGCUUGUGACAUGGCCUUCAAAGUUCAUGGGAGCAGCUUUGCGGAGUAA
Penicillium salamii is the source of this 2277-nucleotide messenger RNA. The record is from the annotation of a GenBank genome assembly. Lineage: Eukaryota; Fungi; Ascomycota; Eurotiomycetes; Eurotiales; Aspergillaceae.